Carya illinoinensis is the source of this 797-nucleotide messenger RNA. Its product is annotated as extensin-2-like. The record is from RefSeq and is a predicted model, not a curated record. NCBI's taxonomy places the organism in Eukaryota, Viridiplantae, Streptophyta, Magnoliopsida, Fagales, Juglandaceae. The transcript is spliced from 2 exons. The coding region runs from base 1 to 735 and encodes 244 amino acids.
AUGUCCCCUCCAUCUCCCUCUCCACCUCCACCCUAUGUGUAUAAAUCACCACUGCCUCCACAGCCGUUGCCCUCACCACCCUAUGUUUGUAAGUCUCCGCUGCCUCCUUCACCAUCCCCUCCACCACCUUUCAUUUACAAGUCUCCUCCUCCACCAUCGCCAUCACCUCCUCCACCUUAUAUUUAUAAAUCUACACCUCUCCCAUCUCCCUCACCUCCUCCUCUAUAUGUCUACAAGUCACCACCACCACCACCUCCAUCACCACCACCACCAUCUCCAUCACCUCCGCCUCCAUAUGUUCACAAGUCCCCUCCACCUCCUUCACCAUCACCUCCUCCUCCGCAUGUCUACAAGUCUCCACCACCAUCUUCACCAUCUCCUCCACCUCCCUAUGUUUAUAAAUCUCCACCACCAUCAUCUCCAUCACCUCCACCUCCAUAUGUCUACAAAUCGCCACUGCCUCCAUCACCAUCACCUCCUCCUUCGUAUGUCUAUAAGUCUCCACCACCACCUUCACCAUUUCCUCAACCUCCUAAUGUUUGUAAAUCUCCACCACCACCAUCUCCAUCACCUCCUCCUCCAUAUCUCUACACGUCUCCACCACCGCCCUCACCGUCCCCUCCACCUCCUUACAUUUACACACCACCACCACCACCAUCUCCAUCACCUCCUCCUCCCUAUAUCUACAAGUUUCCACCACCACCCUCACUAUCUCAUCCACCUUCUUACAUUUAAAAAUCCCCACCACCACCAUCUUCAUCACCUCUGCCUCCAUAUGUUUACAAGUCUCCUCUAUC